Messenger RNA from Penicillium angulare, 1428 nucleotides. RefSeq names its product MFS transporter. The record is from RefSeq and is a predicted model, not a curated record. Bases 1 to 1428 code for a protein of 475 amino acids. Lineage: Eukaryota; Fungi; Ascomycota; Eurotiomycetes; Eurotiales; Aspergillaceae. Gene Ontology annotation, biological process: transmembrane transport. The transcript has a single exon. Gene Ontology annotation, molecular function: transmembrane transporter activity.
AUGCAGACUCUCACGGAUCUCGAGAAUGGUCUUAUUGGCUGGGAUGGUGAGCGUGACCCGGAGAACCCCUUGAACUUCACGUCUGCAAGGAAGUGGCUGAUCACCAGCAUACUAUCGGCCAUUGGGUUUAUGACUCCGUUUGCCUCAUCCAUCAUAGCCCCCGCGACAUCUUUUAUUCAGAAGGACUUCGGGGUCAGCAAUCUGACAAAGGGUGCUCUUCCAGUGAGCAUUUUUUUGUUAGGUUAUGCAGUGGGACCUCUAUUUCUAUCGCCCUUGUCCGAGAUAUAUGGCCGCUACAUCAUCAUAACUGUUUCCAGUACCUUCUUCUGUGCGUGGCUGAUUGGUUGUGCUCUUGCUCCUUCAUUGAACACACUCAUUCUCUUUCGCUUUCUGUGCGGUGUCGGCGGUUCUGCCUCUCAGACUAUUGGAGGGGCCACGAUAGCAGAUCUUUUCCCCAUUCACGAGCGUGGCCGAGCUUUGGGUAUCUGGUCACUUGGGCCGAUCCUAGGGCCUUCUUGUGCACCUGUCAUUGGUGGAUUUGUUGCUGAAUCGAUAGGGUGGCGGUGGGCUAAUUGGAUCACUCUAAUUCCUGCCUUUCUCAUAGUGGUAUUAAUAGCUAUUAUCAACUGCGAAACCAAUCACCGGGUCUUGAUCGAACGGAAGACAGCCAGAACACGCCAGCAGCUUGACCGACCCGAGCUUCAGAGUUGUUUCGCCGAUCGUAGUAUUCCUCGCUUGUCGAAAGAGGAUAUAAUUCUUGGAGGUUUAACUAGACCUCUAAGAUUGCUUUUUGGUUCUGCCAUUGUGUUUGGCAUAUCUCUUUAUAUCGCAUUUGCAUAUGGGUGUCUCUAUCUUCUAUUCAACACUAUCCCUAUUGUCUUCCAGGACCACUAUGGUUGGUCUAUUGGCAUUACAGGCAUCGUAUACCUGGCCCUUUUGAUUGGAUAUAUCAUCGGCCUGUUCAUCUUUUUGACCAUGUCUGACAAGACUAUAGUCUGUAUGACUGAGGCUAAUGGUGGGGUAUACGAACCUGAGAUGCGACUUCCUGUCUGCAAUUAUUUCGCUUGUCUACUACCGAUUGCCUUCUUUUGGUUCGGCUGGAGCAGCGAGAAAGGCAGUCUUUGGAUCGUACCGGUCCUUGGGCUUGUGGUAUUUGGCAUCGGAUUUGAGUGCAUCUGGCUGCCGACUCAGGCAUUUAUUGUCGAUGCGUACCCUCAAUGUGCUGCUAGUGCACUCGCUGCUUUCACUGUAAUGCGAAGUGUGGUUGCUGCAUUCCUUCCCUUAGCUGGACCGCAAAUGUACCACGCCUUGGGGCUUGGCUGGGGAAAUACUGUUUUGGGGUUGAUAGCUUUAGUACUUGUGCCAGUUCCUUUAGUUAUCUACAAAUUCGGCAAAACUAUCAGGAAGCACGAGCGUUGGAAGCUAUAG